Crotalus tigris (Tiger rattlesnake) is the source of this 11110-nucleotide messenger RNA. It is a transcript of the gene DOCK3, whose product is annotated as dedicator of cytokinesis 3. Gene Ontology annotation, cellular component: cytoplasm; plasma membrane. The transcript has 56 exons. Gene Ontology annotation, biological process: small GTPase-mediated signal transduction. Lineage: Eukaryota; Metazoa; Chordata; Lepidosauria; Squamata; Viperidae. Bases 593 to 6973 code for a protein of 2126 amino acids. The record is from RefSeq and is a predicted model, not a curated record. Gene Ontology annotation, molecular function: small GTPase binding; guanyl-nucleotide exchange factor activity.
GGACGCAACCCAAACGCCGACUGAGAUCGCGCGGGAAGGCCGGCAGCGGGAGCUUCCACGCAUGCGCCUGGUUGCCAAGUGGGUGGGCGCGGGAGUCCUUCAGCAGGAGCGGGGGAGACAACAACAGUCGUUGUCGCGCCGCCAGCACCGCCGAGGAAGCGUUUUAAGGGCUGCCGUCGUUCCUUCAUCCUCCGUCGCCACCGGGAAAGGGAGAGAGUCAGGCUGAGGAGCGGCGAGAGCAGGGCUCGCGGGGCUACUGGAUUAAGGCGAGGAGCUGUCCAUCCUCGGAGCCGUCCUGGGGAAGCGCGGUGCUCUUCCUUCAGCAGCGCAGAGGAAUCCGCCGAGUCCCUCCGGGGAAAGGCUGCCCGCUUCUGCGCCCACGGUUGCCCUCCCGCGCACUUGCUGGCCUGUGGAGACGGAGAAGACGUCGCCGCCGCCACAGCCGCGGUGCCCUGGGGGCUGUACGGAGCAGCGGCCCCGGGCUCGUCAGGAAAAGCCGCCUCCGCUCGUCAAUGAGCAUCGCGGCUCCGGAGCUCCACUCCGGCAGGGGGGAGCCGGCUUCAGGAGCAGCCCCGGCGGCGGGGGGAGCAGCAUGUGGAUCCCAACGGAGGAGGAAAAAUACGGCGUGGUUAUAUGCAGCUUCCAAGGACAUGUGCAGCAAGGCUUAGUUCUAGAACUAGGAGAAACUGUUCAGAUCUUGGAAAAAUGUGAAGGUUGGUACAGAGGAAUUUCAAUAAAAAGACCUAGCAUAAAGGGAAUCUUUCCUGCAAAUUACAUUCAUUUGAAAAAGGCACUUGUCAGUAACAGAGGGCAAUAUGAAACAGUUGUUCCACUUGAAGAUUGUGUUAUUACUGAAGUUACAGCAACUCUCCAGGAAUGGGCUAUGCUCUGGAAGCAGUUAUAUGUGAAACAUAAGAUAGAUCUGUUCUACAAGCUACGCCAUGUGAUGAAUGAAGUGAUUGAUCUUCGCAGACAAUUACUGUCUGGUCAUUUGACCCAGGAUCAAGUUCGAGAAGUCAAGAGACAUCUUACUGUACGAUUGGACUGGGGCAAUGAGCAUUUGGGCUUGGAUCUUGUCCCACGGAAGGACUUUGAGAUUGUAGAUUCUGAUCAAAUCAGUGUGUCUGAUCUAUACAAAAUGCAUUUAUCCAGUAGGCACAGUGUACAACAAAGCAUAUCACAGGUGGAUACGAUAAGGCCACGCCAUGGAGAAGUAUGCCGUCUGCCAGUACCUCACCAUUUCUUUCUCAGCUUAAAGAGUUUCACAUACAAUACCAUUGGAGAAGAUGCAGAUGUAUUCUUUUUUUUAUAUGAUGUUCGAGAAGGGAAGCAGAUCAGUGAAAGAUUUCUGGUAAGGUUGAACAAGAAUGGGGGUGCCAAGAAUCCAGAGAAGAUUGAUCGGAUGUGUACACUUUUCACAGACCUUGGCAGCAAAGAUAUGAAGAAAGAUUUGUACAUAGUUGCCCAUGUAAUCCGAAUAGGACGUAUGUUGCUAAAUGACUCAAGAAAGGGUCCAUCUCACCUGUAUUACCGGCGUCCAUAUGGCUGUGCUGUAUUGAGUGUCUUGGAUGUAAUUCCAUCAAUUUCUGAACUCAAAGAAGAAAAGGAUUUUGUUCUCAAAGUUUACACGUGCAACAAUGAGAAUGAAUGGUAUCAGAUCCAUGAAAAUAUAAUUCGCAAGUCGAGCACCAAAUAUACAGCACCCAGUUCAAAUUAUGGACUUAUAAUUUCUCUUCAACUUCUCCGUGGAGAAAUGGAACAAAUUCGAAGAGAAUAUCCUAUUAUCUUUAACAGAGGGGUGUCUAUUACAAGAAAAGUAGGAUUCCCAGAUGUGAUCAUGCCUGGUGAUAUACGAAAUGAUUUGUACCUGACUUUAGAGAAAGGAGACUUUGAGAGAGGUGGAAAAAGUGUUCAAAAGAACAUAGAAGUAACUAUGUACGUUCUGUAUGCAGAUGGAGAGAUUUUAAAGGACUGCAUUAGCUUAGGCUCAGGAGAGCCAAACAGAAGUAUGUACCAUUCGUUUGUUCUCUAUCAUAAUAAUAGCCCUCGCUGGGGAGAGGUCAUCAAACUCCCAAUUCCCAUUGACAGAUUCCGUGGGUCUCACCUCCGUUUUGAAUUCAGACACUGUUCCACAAAAGAUAAAGGAGAAAAGAAGCUCUUUGGCUUUGCAUUUACACCAUUAAUGAGAGAUGAUGGCACUACCCUAUCUGAUGAUAUUCAUGAGCUUUAUGUUUAUAAGUGUGAUGAAAACAGCACAUUCAAUAACCAUGCACUUUACUUGGGUCUUCCAUGCUGCAAAGAAGAUUAUAAUGGUUGUCCCAACAUCCCUUCAAGCUUGAUUUUUCAGCGCAGCACCAAAGAGUUGUUUUCAAUCACUACUCAGCUGUCUUCUACCAAACUUACUCAGAAUGUGGACCUGCUUGCUCUUCUGAAAUGGAAAGCUUAUCCAGAUCGUGUAAUGGAUAUUUUAGGUAGACUACGCCAAGUUAGUGGUGAAGAAAUUGUUAAGUUCUUGCAGGAUAUUCUGGAUACAUUGUUUGUGAUUCUGGAUGAUAACACAGAAAAAUAUGGACUUCUGGUCUUUCAAUCUUUGGUAUUUAUCAUAAAUCUUUUGCGUGAUAAUAAAUAUUUUCAUUUUCGACCUGUAAUGGACACUUAUAUUCAGAAGCACUUUGCAGGAGCUCUGGCAUAUAAAGAACUCAUCCGCUGUUUGAAAUGGUAUAUGGAUCGAUCAGCUGAACUAGUACGACAGGAUCAUAUUCAAGAAGCAAUGCGGGCAUUGGAAUAUCUUUUCAAGUUUAUUGUUCAAUCCCGGAUCCUUUACUCCAGAGCUACUUGUGGAAUGGAGGAGGAACAAUUCAGAAUCAGUAUCCAGGAACUUUUCCAGUCCAUCAGAUUUGUACUCAGUUUGGACAGCAGAAGCUCUGAGACUCUCAUCUUUACACAGGCCCCUCAGCCUGAAGGACAGGUGAGCGGAGCUGGGACAUGUGCCCCACAAAAAUGUGGUGGCAUUGCAAGGCCGUCAUUUAAGUCUGCUGCUCUAUUGAAUUCUUUCCCUGCAAUUUUUGAUGAGCUAUUGCAGAUGUUUACAGUACAGGAAGUAGCAGAGUUUGUGCGAGGAACUCUUGGGAGCAUGCCCAGUACAGUGCAUAUUGGACAAUCUAUGGACGUGGUUAAAUUGCAAUCUAUAGCUCGUACAGUAGACAGUCGCUUAUUUUCUUUCUCAGAAUCCCGGCGAAUCUUAUUACCUGUGGUCCUUCAUCAUAUUCAUCUUCAUCUGAGACAACAAAAAGAGUUGCUUAUCUGCUCUGGAAUUCUUAGCAGUAUCUUCUCUAUCAUCAAAACUAGCUCCGUGGAGACAGAUGUAAUUGAGGAGGUAGAAAUGAUGGUGGAGAGCCUCCUGGAUGUACUAUUACAAACUCUUCUGACUAUUAUGAGUAAAUCACAAUCUCAGGAGGCGGUAAGAGGGCAGCGUUGUCCACAAUGCACAGCUGAAAUCACUGGGGAAUAUGUAUCCUGUCUUUUGUCUCUACUUCGUCAGAUGUCCGACACUCACUUUCAACAUCUACUGGAAAAUUUUCAGAGUAAAGAUGAGCUAAAGGAAUUUCUUCUGAAGAUUUUCUGUGUGUUUCGAAAUCUGAUGAAGAUGAGCGUCUUUCCUCGAGAUUGGAUGGUGAUGAGAUUACUCACUAGCAAUGUAAUAGUUACAACAGUGCAGUAUCUGUCUGCAGCACUACAUAAGAAUUUCACGGAAACAGAUUUUGAUUUUAAGGCCUGGAACUCUUAUUUCAGCUUGUCUGUUUUAUUUAUCAAUCAACCGAGCCUGCAGCUAGAAACAUUUACUCCAGCUAAGCAGAAAAAGAUUCUGGACAAAUAUGGUGAUAUGCGUGUGAUGAUGGCAUAUGAGCUUUUCAGCAUGUGGCAGAAUUUGGGGGAACAUAAAAUUCACUUUAUUCCUGGAAUGAUCGGUCCUUUUCUGGGUGUCACACUUGUCCCACAGCUAGAGGUCCGCAACAUUAUGAUCCCCAUUUUUCAUGAUAUGAUGGACUGGGAACAGCGAAAAAAUGGCAACUUUAAACAGGUGGAGGCAGAAUUGAUUGAUAAGCUGGACAGUUUGGUAUCAGAGGGGAAAGGAGAUGAAAAUUACAGGGAACUUUUCAGUCUGCUAACCCAGCUGUUUGGGCCUUAUCCCAGCCUGCUAGAAAAGAUAGAACAAGAAACUUGGAGGGAGACAGGUGUUUCUUUUGUUACAUCAGUUACUCGUUUGAUGGAGCGCCUCCUUGACUACAGAGACUGUAUGAAAGGAGAUGAAACAGAGAACAAGAAAAUUGGUUGCACUGUUAACUUGAUGAAUUUUUAUAAAUCUGAAAUUAAUAAGGAAGAAAUGUAUAUUCGUUAUAUACACAAGUUAUGUGACAUGCAUCUGCAAGCUGAAAAUUACACAGAGGCUGCUUUUACAUUGCUUUUGUAUUGUGAGCUACUACAAUGGGAGGACAGGCCUCUUCGGGAAUUCCUCCACUAUCCAUCUCAGACAGAGUGGCAACGUAAAGAAAACCUUUGUCGGAAGAUUAUCCAUUAUUUUAAUAAAGGCAAGAGCUGGGAAUUUGGAAUCCCGUUAUGCAGAGAGCUGGCUACUCAGUAUGAAACACUAUAUGAUUAUCAAAGUCUCAGCUGGAUUCGGAAAAUGGAAGCUAACUAUUAUGACAAUAUAAUGGAACAGCAACGGUUGGAACCUGAAUUUUUCAGAGUUGGCUUUUAUGGAAGAAAAUUUCCUUUCUUCCUCCGUAAUAAAGAGUACGUUUGCCGAGGCCAUGACUAUGAGAGGUUAGAGACCUUCCAACAAAGAAUGCUUAGUGAAUUUCCACAAGCCAUUGCAAUGCAACAUCCAAAUCAUCCAGAUGACAGCAUAUUGCAGUGUGAUGCCCAGUACUUGCAAAUCUAUGCAGUGACUCCAAUUCCUGACAACAUUGAUGUACUACAUAUGGAUCGUGUCCCUGAUCGCAUAAAGAGCUUUUAUCGAGUUAACAACAUCAGGAAAUUCCGCUAUGAUAGGCCUUUUCACAAGGGCCCCAAAGACAAGGAAAAUGAAUUUAAGAGCUUGUGGAUUGAACGUACCACUCUAACCCUGACUCACGGUUUACCUGGAAUCUCUCGGUGGUUUGAAGUGGAAAGACGAGAAUUGGUUGAAGUAAGCCCACUAGAAAAUGCCACUCAAGUAGUAGAGAACAAAAAUCAGGAGCUAAGGACACUGAUAAGCCAGUACCAACACAAACAAAUGCAUGGGAACAUUAAUCUACUCAGUAUGUGCCUGAAUGGAGUUAUUGAUGCUGCUGUGAAUGGUGGCAUAGCCCGUUAUCAGGAGGCCUUUUUUGAUAGGGAUUAUAUCUCCUCUCAUCCUGGAGAUGCAGAAAAAAUCACACAAUUGAAAGAACUGAUGCAUGAACAGGUACAUAUCCUAGGAAUAGGUCUGGCAGUACAUGAGAAGUUUGUACAUCCUGAGAUGCGUCCACUCCAUAAGAAAUUAAUUGACCAGUUUCAAAUGAUGCGAUCUAGUUUGUACCAUGAGUUACCCACUCUGGAAAAGUUAAGUCCAGCCUGCUCAGGAACAAGCACACCACGCAGCAAUAUGCUUGUAUCACACAGUCCAAUGAGUCCAGAGAGCAUCAAAGUGAUGCAUCGCCACAGCCCAUUGAAUAUGCUGGGUACAGUCCGACACUCGUCAUCUUCCCUUUCUUCCCAUACAUCAAGUGAAACAGGAAAUAUGGUUAUAUUAACAGACAGUUCUGUUGGAGAAAAUGCAGAGGAUGUGUACCACAUGCAGGCCAGUCCUUCCACCUCAAGCUUGAGCUCUACCCAUUCUGCGCCAUCUCAAAUGAUCAACUCUGCACCUGCUAGUGCAAGAGUGCUGAAGGGUGCUGGAUUGACAACUCUGGAGGCUGAAGCCCUCUAUUUAUCCACAGAACAGAUACAGCCUGGGCGGCAGCAGUGCAAGCUUUCCCACACUGCCCCCACCAAUGUGCCUCAUCUCUGUCCUGGAGGGACCACCUCUAGAGGCUCUCCCUCUCUACCAGAUAAAUACCGUCAUCAUCGAGAAUUGAUGAUGCUACUACCAGCACACCGGGAUCGGCCUAGCAGUGCUAUGUAUCCUGCAGCUAUCAUGGAAAAUGGACAGCAUCCAAACUUCCAGAGAGCCUUAUUCCAGCAGGUAAUUGGGCCGUGCAAACCUUGCAGUGAUCCUAAUCUAUCUGUUGCUGAAAAAGCUGUUUCAGCAGCACCGAGCAGCUGGAGUCUGGACAGCGGAACCAGAGAGGCCCGGCCAUUCCUGUCUGCUCAUGUUGGGAGCAUCCUGGUCCCACCAGUGCCUCCCCGAAGUUUGACCCAUGGUCACUAUUUACUACACUUUGAUGCCUUCCACCAUCAUCUUAAUGACGCUCCCCCAGCGCUGCCUGCACGAACAUUGCGCAAGUCUCCUCUUCACCCGAUACCUGCAUCCCCCACAAGUCCCCAGUCUGGCCUGGAUGGAAGCAAUUCCACUCUUUCUGGUAGCGCUAGCAGUGGUGUUUCCUCACUAAGUGAAAGUAAUUUUGGCCAUUCGUCUGAGCCCCCUCCUCGAACAGACACCAUGGAUUCUGUCCCUAGCCAGACGUGGAACACUGACGAAGACUUAGAGACGCCCUAUCUGCCUGUCAGGUACAGUCUCUCAGAACCUGAUGUUUUAGAAACUCUCAAAACCCAGCCAUGCCGAAGCCACUCCGCUCCAUCUGGAGUCAUUCCUCAGGACACUAUGGACCCUCCAGCUCUACCCCCGAAACCGUAUCAUUCCCGUCACCCAAACUUGGAUAAAGAAGAGGGAAUGAUUCUGCAAGAGGAUGAAAAAUAUCGAGCGCUGCAUCGCAAAAUUGCCCAACCAGCUACUUGUGCAAAAGAGGAGCAAGCAAGGGUGGCGUGGGAGCAUGGCAUCAGUGAGCAAUAGGCAGAAUUUUCAGAGUAUAGUUUGUAUGAUCAUUCCAGGUUUUAGAACCAGAACAGUGUGUGGAAAAAUAGAGAAGUUGAUUAUUUUUUUUCCUACUGCUGUGAGAUUGACUGGAAACAGAGAGUGAGCCAGCAUGUAAAAAAAAACCUGCUGCUUUCCUUUUUAUUUAAUUUUAUACUUUCCAAGUUUUUAGUGGUUUGGGAUUUGUUCUUUUUCCCACACUGGAUGCUACAUUCCUUCUACAGUUUCGGACAACAGAAGAAUUGAAUGACACACAGGGAAGUGGCAUGGGAUUUUUACAAGCUUUUGGUUUGAAGAUGUGCACAAAUUGAAGCAGUUGCACUAGGAAUGUGUUUAUUUGUUGUGUUAAAUGGAUUUGGGGAUUCCAUGAAAUGUCAAGCCAGAAGGUGCAGUUUAAAGUUUGAAGUACAGUGAAUUCUGCUUUUGAAGACACUGGAUCUUUCAGGCUUCAGGCAUAUGAACUCUUUUGUGGUGAUCUCCCUGCGCUGCCUCAGGAAUGCUGAAGCAAUCUGACUUACGUUCGCUUGCUAUUGCCUAUUUUAAAUAUUUUCUAGUUUGCUAGACUUUUUAUUUCAAUUUUUUUUCUCAUUAUUAUGGUGUAUUCAAACAAGCCGUAGCCCAUUUUUGGCCAGCUGUGCCUAAAGAAGCUUUUGGCCCCAGCAUUCUUUUAUUCUUAAAAAAAUAGUGUUGCCAAAAGCCAAUUCAGGAUUGGAGAAGGAAUAACUCUGAUUCAGCAGCUGGGAAUCUAGUCUAGAUUAAAAUAAAAGGAAGAACUGAGCGCAUACUUGAUCUUUGCCUCAAACAUCUUGUGUCAAGUUCCCCAAAGACUUUCAUGUCACACAAAAAAACAAAAACAAAAAACCCCAACCUUGUUCCAGUGGGUUAAAGUAUAGGUAUUAAAAUCGUGACUGAUUGAAAGGCAUUGACAUACAGAGGAAGGAGCUACUUAAUUUGUAUUCAAGAACUAGUUCUAUCAAUUAAUUUAAAUUGUUGCCAUUAUACAUUAUCACCAAAGGAACCAUGAUACAUGGUGCCAUAUAUUAUGCAGUAGCUGAUAGCGUAACUAAAGUUGGAAAAGUGUCAGAAAAUGUAUGAAAGGAAUACACACAUUAAGCAAUAUGGAAAACUUAUAAUGCAAAAUAGUUUUAUAUUGAUAAUUGAAGAAUUUUAAUCAAUGCUUCAUUUUCUUAUAAUUCAUUCCAGGUUCUUAAAAUGGAAAAUAUAAAUGGAAAAGCUUUAAGAUCCAGAUUUGUUUUUGUUUUUUGCCCAAUCUUUGGAAGGGUAAACAUUCCAUUUAUUUUUAUAUUUUUCACAAGCACAUUGUGAAAAAUUUAUAAGUUCAUGGCUAUUCCACAAAAGUCCGAACUAAAUUAUGAAUCACUUAAUAUUGUAGGAAAAUGGAUCCUAUUCACUACAAUAGAUUUACUCAGUGUUUCUCCCACAAAGGCAAAUAAUUAAAAUGUCUAUCCAUUAAUAGAACAUGCAACACUCGUAGAAUGGAUUCUCCUUCUUCUGCCCUUUAUACUCUCAAGAUGUACUCCAGGGGUCUUCUUUGAAGCAGACUUGAGGAGUAUAAAAGCAAAAAAUAAUAGCCAAUGUAUGAAUGAAAGUCUGCUCAUGAAAUGUAAAUAGAAUCUAAGAAAAAGUCAAAUUUAAAAUCUUGAUUUUUGUAAUUAGUGAAUCAUUAUUUGCAGGGAAAAAGGGGGAAAAAAUUAAAGACCAAGGGUAUAAUGUGUAACAGCUUCCUGUGGCCAAAAUUGCUUUUCAUGGGAGUACAGGUAGUCCUUGACUUAUAACUGUUUGUUUAACAACCACCUGAAAUUAUGACAGUGCUGAAAAAACUGACUUAUAAUUGGUCUUUGCACUUAACAACCAUUGCAGCCUCCCCAGGGUCAUGUGAUCAAAAUUGGGAGAUUGGCACUUGGCAUGUAUUUGCAAUGGUUGCAGCAUCCUAGGGUCACAUGUUCAUGAUUUGUGACCUUCCCAGGGAUUUCCCACAUGCAAAACUAAUGGGGGAAGCUGGUUUCACUUAAUAAACGUAGCAAAAAAGGAUAGUAAAAUCAGGUGUGACUCAUUUAAUGAUCGCAUCAUCUAGAAAUGGAGGUUGUUCAGUUACUUUCUUCAGUGUCUCUUGUGUGCAUAAGACACAUUAAAUUCUUAAGUGAAGUAACAUGAAAAGUUGAUUUUGUUUAUAGUCAUUUCUUUACUUGGUCCCAUUAGCAGCAUUUUCCCACUGGUGCCCCCAAAAGCGUAUCUACAAAAGCACAGUAGAAAACAUAAGUUUCAAAUUUUAGAACAUCAAACAUCCAGGCAUCCUAAAUUUCACUCAUCCAAAACUCCAGCAGGAUUCUUAAAGUAUAUCAUCUUUUUGAAGUUUGAGAGAGCGGCAGCACACUCCCAAGCAUGUUUAAAUAAAAUAUUUGUUUAAAUUCAUUGAAUCUUGAUCUAUAAUAAGCGAUGGUUAGAGGAUUGAAUUCUGGAUGUUAACUAUAUUUUUUCUUUUUAUUUAUUUCUGAAAUUUUAACAGGUCAUAUAAUAUUUAUUUAAUAAAUUUAUAUAGCUGACCUACUAAUGGCUCUCUGGGUGGUAACAAAAGAUAAAAUAUAACACACAAAUCUGUCAAGACCACUGAAAAACACUUUACCAACACUUCCCUCAGACAGAAGCCAGGCUCCAUUGAUAUUGUGGCCUAUAUGCCUAAAGGAAAAGCCAGGUUUUCACAGACUUGUAGAAGCAAAAAAGGUUGAAUUAUUUCAAUGUUCAGAGGGAGAUUAUUCCAUAAGGGAUGUGCUAUAACAGAGAAGGCACACUUCCUAGGAUCUAUCAAGUGACUUGUUUCACUGAGAGGAUUUGGAACAUGGCCAUCUUUAUGUAUUUAGUGGAACAGGCAGAAACAAAUGGGGGUAGCAGUACUGCAAGUAACCUGGCUCCGUGCCUCGUAGUUAAGGUGACAAUCAGUACCUUGAAUUGCACUUGGAAGACUACUGGGAACCAGUGAAGUUUACAUAGCAGCAGUGUUAGAUGAGCAUAUUGUAUUGUAUCCAGAACUGAACAUGUCACUGUCUAAUUGGGAGGUUGAAAGCCAAUUUGAUGUAGUGAUUGAGGAAUCAGGCUAAAAACCAGGAGACUGAGUUCUAAUCCUGCGUUGGGCACAAAACCAACUGGGUGACCUUGGCCCAGUCAUUUUCUCUCAGCCUUGGAAGGAGGCAAUUGUAAAUCAUUACUGAAAAAACUUGGCAGGACAACUUCAGAAACUUGUUCAGGAAAUCUCCAAGACCUGGAUAUGAUUGACCAGAAGAAAGGAAAACCGGGAGGUUAUUAGGGCACUGCCUCCCAAUCUAGGAACUGGCACAACUGAUACAUAAGAUGUCUCUACUCAAAAGACCUUUUUGCCACAACUGCUAUCUGUUCCUCAAUCAGAAGUUGAGGAUUACCAACUCUGUGGGAAUGUCACCCCACCAGAAAUUAAGAAUGGAAGAUCACUAGAUUCAGGGGGCUUUAAAAGCCAAAGGUAGUCAAUCUCAUCAGUUGAGAAAAAGCCUGUUCUUCUCCACCAGACUCUCCCAGCAUCCAGGUACUGGCAGACUACCUCAGUAGUAUCAAUUGGAUGGUCCGGGGCAGAGAGUUAUAACUGAGUAUCAUCAGCAUACUGAUAAUACUUGAUUCAGUGCCAACAGAUGACCUCACCCAGAGGUUUCAUGUAGAUGUUAAAUAGGAUUUCAAAGACCAAGUGCAUUCAUAUUACCAUAAUCACCAAGUUCUGUGGAGAAAGGCCCAUUUUGAUACAUUAAUAAGAAUUUUCAGGAUCCAUUAUUUUUCAGUUUCUUUUAUGAUGUUGGUGCGUGUCCACGCAGGUUUGUGAUAGCUUUUUAAAGGGAGCAUUGUGUAUAUAUCUGUGUGCAAAAUAUAAAAUCAAAUUUCCAGUAUAUUUUAAAAGAUUAAUGUGAAAUUAAGCGUUGUAUAAUUUGGAACUGAAAGUUCACAAAAUACGGUUAGUCCUCAACUUACGACUAAAACUGAGCCAAAAAUUUCUGUGGCUAAGUUAAACAUUUGUUAAGUGAGUUUUGCCCCUUUUUACGACUUUUCUUGUCACAGUUGUUAAGUGAAUCACUGCAG